AUGACGAGAAAAAAUCGUACUCCUAAAGAAUUUUUACUAACAAUCUUAAACGAACAUCUAAAAUUCCUAAAAAGAACAAAAGAAAAAAUUCCAAAAAAAUAUCAUAAAGAUAUCGAAACACAAGAAGAAAGAACAAAAGACUACCAUGCCCGUGUUACUAAAAAAGAAUUCAUCGAUUGCGAUACUUUGAAGAAUGCAUUUGAAAAAGAAAAGGGUGCGUUCAAUAGAAAAAUCGACAACCUCAAAAGAGAAAUUAGAAGAUUAAAUGGUGUAAUUAGAAGAAAGGAUAAGGAAAUCGAAAUACUUAAGUCUGACAAUAGCGAAAAAGAUAAUCAAAUUGAAGAACUCGAAACUAAAAUGAAAAAUUUACUCUUCGAAAAUUCUAACCUAACCAAACAGAUAUAUAAGUCAGAUCCUUGGAAAAUAUUACCACUCGAACUUCUAUAUGAAAUUUGUUCAUAUUUAUCUCCGAAAGAUUUAUUUUCCUUUAUGAAAGUUGAAAAAUUUUUAUAUAAUAUAUUAAUUUCAAAUAGCGGAAUUUGGAAAAUUUCCCGACAACGGCAACCUAAUCAAAAUCACGAAUGCCCCAGAAAUAUGACUGAACAACAAUAUUGCUUUUUAAACUUCAUAAAUAUAUGUCAAAUAUGUAAUCAACCAGACGAUUCCGCAUUAAUUCUUGAACUAAAGAUCAAAAUUUGUAAACCUUGUCGUGUAAGAACGCCAACAUUAAUCAGCCGUUUAACACUUGAAGAAAGUGAUUUUCCAUCCGAACUCCUUUCUGCGAUGCAUUCAGUAGAUUACCAACAACUUCAAGGAAAUUACCUAGAUCAUUCUACGCGUAAAUUAUCACUUACGUCUCAUUUGGUCCAUUACUUGAAAAAAGAAGUAGAUAGUACCAAAAAUGAAUAUCUCAGAGUGCCUGAAAAUGGGAAACAAGAAUGGUUGAAUAAGAGAACAAAGAUCAUUCGAGAAUAUUACAACAAUAUUUUAAAAAUAAAACAUCCAACUAUUGAGGAUCGAUAUUUACUUCCUCAGUAA
Dentiscutata heterogama is the source of this 1038-nucleotide messenger RNA. NCBI's taxonomy places the organism in Eukaryota, Fungi, Glomeromycota, Glomeromycetes, Diversisporales, Gigasporaceae. The record is from the annotation of a GenBank genome assembly.